Messenger RNA from Spinacia oleracea (spinach), 781 nucleotides. RefSeq lists its product as uncharacterized. Lineage: Eukaryota; Viridiplantae; Streptophyta; Magnoliopsida; Caryophyllales; Amaranthaceae. The record is from RefSeq and is a predicted model, not a curated record. Bases 387 to 692 code for a protein of 101 amino acids. The transcript is spliced from 4 exons.
CGCAAAUGAUGUUUUGUAUUUUUUCUAAAAUGCGAUAUUCCACAGCGCGCGACCUAAAUUGAAACCCAAUUGCAAAAGCUUCACCCCUCACUGCUUCAAUUCCUUCCUCCAACUUCCUCGGCCUUCCUCGUCCUCCGCCGUCAACCUCGUCCUCCGCCGUCAACCUCCGUCUUCCUCGACCUGCUGUUCGUCUUCCUGCCGCGUCAACCUCCUCUUCGCACAGCUCAUUGUCCUCCAACUUCCUGCUCGUCGCCGCCCCCUGAUCGUCGUUCAACCCCCGGCCUCUUCACAGGUCACUGUCGCCGCUGCUUGCUAACGCCGUCGGCUGCCACGCCGCUGGCCCUCCUCUCUUCAAUUGCUCCAUCGAUUAAUUAGUAGCGUCAGGCAUGGAUGAAGAUCAACACGCAAAUUCAGGUCCUUCUAACAAAUCACCAAAUCAAGUGCCCCAAAAGCAAAAAAAGAAGCCAAGAGGCCCUACAAAAAAAGAAGCACAGUGUGCUCAACAACCGGGAUCACUAGAUUGUGGCUACUACGUCAUGCGUUUUAUGUACGACAUAAUAAUGAAUCAUGGUAAUAGUCAAGAUCUUACUAAGGAUUUUUCAAGAACAUUGCCCUAUUCACCGGAGGAGAUUAAUGAGGUGAAAGAUUUUUGGGCAGAUUACUUCAUGAACAAUGUCGAAUUUUUAGCUUAAUUUGUAAUAUGAACUUGAUCUCUAGCUAGCUACGUACCUUUGUUGUAAUAAUUUUAUGUUUGUUGUAACAUGUUGGUUGAUCGAUCUAU